UCUCUCGCUUGCUCCUCCUCUCGGUUGGGCGCCCACCCCUGGAGUAGCAUAAGCAACCUCGGAUCCGCACCGUUUCCCACCUAAUCCUAUCGUAAUCGCCUCCUACAGUCCCACCCCACCCUGCCCCGUAGUACCCAACAGCCUGCACCCACAGGCACAGCCGCACCCGCCCGGCCGAGAGGCAAAACUAAGGGAAAGGAGAACAGGAGAGGAGAAGGUGAACAGAAAAGGCAUGGCUGCCGCGGCCGCCGCCACGGUGACGGCGCCGGUGUCGAGCUGCAGCAAGCGCGAGAACGACAAUGUGGGCGCCGGCAUGCCGAGGAAGGCGAAGAAGGGGAGGUCGCCGCCGGAGGAGGAGGUGGAGGCGUUCCUCGCCGCCGCGGAGAGCGGCGUGGCGCGGCGCUUCGCGGCCAAGUACAACUAUGACGUCGUCAAGGACGCUCCCAUGGACGGCCGAUACGAGUGGAUCCGGGUAUGCCCAUGAAGAUGCCUCAACGGCCAGUCAACUGUCAGAUCGAACAGACCACUUGUGUGAUAGUGUCCUCCUCGAUGUUUCAUUCGUACUGUAGCUGCCGUGUAAUGCUGCUUUAGCAGUAAUUAUGCUCACGAGAUGGCUGAUAAUGUCAAACCUCACCCUUGUACGUUAGACGAUGCUUCACCCAAUCACCCUGUAACCUCCAUGCUCACGAGUCACUAGAUGGCUAAUCAUGUGAAAAGCUCACACCUUGUUUCACUUGUAACUUUCGUGCUUAACUUGUUAUGUGUUGGUCCAGAUAAAAAGUAACUUGUCGUCGUGUGUUCGGUUUGCUUUGUACCCCGAUUCAUCUCAACCCAUCAGAGCAUCAGAUCUGCAAAAACUUUUCGCCUACUGAAUUGUACAAAAUACAAAAGAACAUUCUCUGAUAUCAGAAAAGAGUAAGAUGGGUUCUUCUAUCCUCUGUAAGUAUAGCAAGAACACACGAGUCAGAAGAUAUUCUGAACUUUUACACGAGU
Molecule: messenger RNA, 993 nt
Organism: Phragmites australis (common reed)
Lineage: Eukaryota; Viridiplantae; Streptophyta; Magnoliopsida; Poales; Poaceae
Product: cyclin-dependent kinase inhibitor 6-like
Exons: 3
Coding region: 233-484 (83 amino acids)
Biological process (GO): negative regulation of cyclin-dependent protein serine/threonine kinase activity
Cellular component (GO): nucleus
Molecular function (GO): cyclin-dependent protein serine/threonine kinase inhibitor activity
Source: RefSeq, a predicted model, not a curated record